GAAACAACAGACUUGUGUCUUAGCCCCUGUCAGCCGUCUGCAGCAGGUGGACAACGGCCUGCGCUUCAGUCUGACUGGACCAAUGCGCAGUGCGUUGCCCGAUCGCAUCUAACAGCUGACAGGGUACAUGAAGGACAUGAGCCGGUCCCACAGUAUACACACACAAGUCCGUUUUACUCGCAAACCGCUCCCACGACCGUCUCAAACACAGACAGCGGCGGCCAGUGCGGCCACAUCCUCAUCCCUCACUGUCUGUGCCCGCCGCAGCCACGCCAUCACCACCACCAACGCGUAACGCACCACACCACACACACCAUCAUCACGGAAUACACUCCGCCCCCAGCCAGCGUUGUUCAGGCAGAUCGCCAGAAGCACCACCGCCAACAAGGACUCCUGCACCUGACCACACACACACACACAUCGAUGAGGAUGUCUGACGUGUGGGGGGUGGGGUGUGUGUCAUAUACCCUGGUGUCGACAGUGAGGAAGAGGCCCCGCAGCGGUCCAGAGAAGUGCCGCCCGGGCUUCUUGGCGGCACGCAGCACGGCCGCACAUGCGGCGAACAGGUCGGCAGCCACAUACAGACCGCCGUCACUGGCAGUCUGACCACAAGACGCACGGACGCAUCCCCUUGUUGUUUGUUCUUGUUGCGUGCGUUGCACUCUGCACUCACCCUGAGGUUGUGUAUGGUAGCUGUGACGGCCUCUCUGUGCGAUGCCCCCGGAGGGCAGCACUUCCAUCCCAGCAGCAGCUGCUCGAUCCGCAUCUCGUAGAUGUGCACUGCCGACGAGCGGGUGUCCUUCAGACCAAACACAAACAUCCGGCCCAUACCCCACGACACACCCGUCCUGAAGACGCCAACAGACAACAGACAACAGACAACAGACAGACAACAGGCGAGCACCGUUUUCUGGUUCUUGUGGCGCUUGUCAUGAUUGUGUGGUUACGUGCGUGCGCCAGGGGGCCGUUUGUUUGGCGGCAUGUCGGUGGUGCUGCCGGUGGGGAGCGAUGCCGCCAUGGGUCUCGCCCGGGGGCUCCUGGUGCUGGCCGUGUGGGCGCUGUCAGACGGACAGGCAGCGCUCGCCGCACGCAGAGUCCGCAGUGACGACUCAACCCACUCCUGAUUUGAGAAAAACCGAACAACUCCGUCAUGGGUGCUGUUUGUCCUGAUGAGUGUGGUGUGUACCUGGGUGAGGUCGUCUACGUGAACGGUCGAUGGCACCAGCUCCAGCAGCUUGGCGUAUUGUGCGCCAUAGAGUGGCGGCCACAUGUCGGCGUGGAUGGCGAAAGACCCGCUUCCUGCAUCGAGAGAGGGGCAGAGUUCGUACACCAGACUCUGCUGCAGGGCCUGGUCGAAGACCCGCAGGCAGGCACCGUCGUCAUCCACUCGUUCGGCAGAGGGCACCUGUUGCCACAGACACACAGGGUGGGUGGGUGCGUGGUGCGACAAAUGACCGUUUUCCUGUCCACCUCAUCGCACUCACCACAGCUGCGUCAGCUGUGUGCUCCUCCAUGGAUGCAACGAGUGACUGCAGCCGCUGCAGCAACCCCCGGAGCUCGGCACUCCGAUUCGCCUCACGUCGCACUUCAUCUGAACACCAAUUCAACAGACACAAAUCGGUAGGUAAGUGAACACCCAAUAAGAUCAGUCGCUGGCCUGGUGUGCGUUACCUACCUUUGCCGCGCUGCCCAUCUGCCGCCGCGACUCCAUCGCUCCUUGUCGCUUCCAUGUGCCAUGUGGCCACCGUCUCGUCCCCACACGCAACCAUCACGCGACCAGCCGACACGCACAUGCGUGUGGCCUCCAGAGGCAAGUUGGUCUGGCCGAAGGGGUGGUGCAUCUCAUGUGUGCGUGGGUCGAUGACGUACGCACGUGCGACGGGGACGGCCUUGCCGGAGGAGGCCGGUUCUUCGGAGAUGCCGCACACAAGCAGGCAGCCGUGGUGGUCGGGGUGCUUGUCUGCACACAUUAGGGGCUUCGUCAGGGCCUGAAGGCGGCAGAGGCGAGAGACAGACAAAGAGAGAGAGGUAUGCAGACAUGGCUGGCAGGAGAGAUGCGUGCAUGGCUGAGAUUGUUACCGUACCGUCUCCACGAGUGUGGCGCAUGUGCUGUCGGCCGUCCCCCAUCUCUGUAUGACCGUCGCUGGCGCAUCCCGCCGCCACCCACAAGUCACAAGCGACCCUGACCUGAAGUAGUGAGGCAACCAUCAACCACGAGGGACGACGCUCUUCUAGCUUCUGAUGACUUUCGCCCUUGUAAGCUUACCCCGUCCACUCGAUCCCCUGUAUGGGGAAUGGAGCCGCCAGGCAUCUGACGGGUGCACGGGGCGAGCGGAUGUCGAGGACAUGGAUCAUGUUGAACGAGGCCUGCGCCAGCAGGUGGAACUCGUCGGGACACCACCUGUCCAUCAUCAACCAGAGAAGAGACCACAAGUCAAUAAUAGAGGCAUUUUUCAAAGUGGAAGGCCAUUCCCGUCUGUCGUCGAAAUCACCUGAGCGUGGUAGCGUGCUGCGGGAUGGUUCCUGCGGACAUGAUGGGCCGAUUCCCCAGCACGACCGUCGGGGAGCACACAGAUGCAUCGACCCCCUCGUCACGCCACCUGUCGACGGACGCACACGCACGCAUUCAUAAGCCGCUUGAGAAGGCAAACGGCCAAGCAAUCAGCUGGCUGUCACCUACCGUGCAGGCCGUCUGACAUCCCAGAUGCAGAUGGCCCCGUCGGCAGGGCUGCUGCCGCAUAGCAGCGCCGGCACACGCGGGCACCAUUCACAACCUGAUUGACACCAGCAAGCCACGGGCAUCGCUCGUUUGUUCAUGUACGUGUCACAUCGCACGUAACGUACACACAUACAGUAAGUACUUGGCUGGCUGGGUGUGCCAGGGUGGAUGACAUUCCUCGCAGCCGAGCCCCUGAAUGUGGGCUCCUUGCCCCCCUGACCCGGGUCGUACACGUGCAUGUGUGUGGAGUGUAAGGAUGCCGUGCAGCACGCCAGCUGACACCCCCGACUCAUGUCAAUGGAUCCCAUGCCGUCGGCUCCAUCCACCUUCAACAAGACAACAAACACAAGACAAGCACCAUGGAUACGGUGACACACUGUCCGGUGCGGGAGAGCACUGACCUCUGCAACAAAUCGCCGAUAUGCGACAGAUCUCUCAGCGCUUUGGAAGUCGAGCAGCAGCACAUCGCGGCUGUCGGCGGCCUCGGCAGUGCGCUGCUUCUUCCGACUCAACAGACAGGCGCCGUGACGGCCAUCUGUACGUGAAUGCAGUGAAUGCAGUGCAUCAAGUGCAAUUGUCGUGUGCUUGCCUCUGGCUGGCUAGCUGACUGACCUUGUGUGAGAGCAAUUGCCUCGUGUGCCCGCGGCAGACGAAGAGAGGUGCCAGUCGCCAUGGUCCUGACGUGCAUGAACAGAGAUCAAUGAAUCAAUGUACAGGAGUGAGUCUUUUGAUGCCCACACCCGCGCUGCGCUGGCACCGCUUCCG
Vitrella brassicaformis is the source of this 3484-nucleotide messenger RNA. Lineage: Eukaryota; Vitrellaceae. The record is from the annotation of a GenBank genome assembly.